This is a messenger RNA of Drosophila ficusphila, 3955 nucleotides long. RefSeq lists its product as uncharacterized. The record is from RefSeq and is a predicted model, not a curated record. Lineage: Eukaryota; Metazoa; Arthropoda; Insecta; Diptera; Drosophilidae. The transcript has 6 exons. Gene Ontology annotation, molecular function: monocarboxylic acid transmembrane transporter activity. Bases 738 to 3320 code for a protein of 860 amino acids. Gene Ontology annotation, biological process: monocarboxylic acid transport; transmembrane transport.
CAGAACAGUCGCAUCCGCCGAAAAGGGCAACCAACAAAGAGCUAUCGCGAAAAAAGGGUUUUUGCAAAGGGUUUUCCCCACUCAAAGAAAGUGUUGGCCAACAGCAGGAAAAAUCGAGGAGUAACUCCGAAAGCUUGAGCUGAAUUCAAAGAUCCGCUUGCACCGUGCGGUUGGAUAAACUUAAUACAAAAGACUUCAGCUGGAAUCUGGCCCCAUAUCGAUUUGUUCCAAAAACUGCAUAGAGAGAGUGCGCUUGUGCUGAAAACGGAAACGGAAAGGGGCGACAAGGAAGCGGAAACGGAAACAGCUGCUGCAUAAACAAGACGGGAAAAAGGGAAAUAGUUUUAUUAAAAGCAUCAUGACGCCAGAACAGCAAGGAUUGCUCCCCUAAGAAAACCCAUACAAGUUCCUCGACGAAGCCCCCAAAGGACCAGUGAAACCAAGGCGAGAAAAAAAAACGAAAACGAAAUAAUCAAGACGACCCCUCAAAGGACUCAGUGCCAAAGGAGCCGGGACGGCGGCAACAGAAGCAAACGAGGCAACAGAAGCCGCAGAGUAACCAAAUUGGGCCAACCGGUGAAGGCCCGCGAUUGUAAGCUCUUCAGGAUUUUAAGGACCCAAAGCAGAGGCAACCCAAUGCAUUUGGGUGCACAACAACAACGCCCCAAGCAACAACAACAACAGCGCGAGCAACAAGAGAAACAUCAAAGACGUUUCACGUUUAGUAAAGGACGCCAAUGUCGUCCCUACAGCGUGACUGGCAUUUACAGGGUUCCCGGGGAUCGGUUUACUGCGCGAGUGAACCGGACCCAGCUGGUGGAGUCCAGUACGAGUCGGGAGGGCGCCUUCUCGACACGAAUCCGGCUGAGGGCUCCGGCGGAGGGGCGGGCGUGGGCGUGGCCGUCGGCGGGGUGGGCGGUGGCCUGGAGUGCGGCUCCUUGUUCUCGGUGGUGUCGGCGCCACCGGCUCCACUGCCCGACAUCGUGGUGCCCGCGGACGUCAAGCACAUGGAGUCGAUGGGCCUGCCCGCCAGCUUCCGCUCCAACUGCUGCUCACCGAACGCCUCGCCAAUGCGACGACCCGCCACGCUCAGCCUGGACACGCCCUGCUGCCCGAGGACCCUGCACGCCAGCCUGCUGGAGCACCAGAUCUCCGAGCUCGAGGAGGACGACAACGAGAACCUGCUGACCGUGUCCAGCAUCACGGCGCGUCCGCUGAUCGCCAAGUCGCACGAGCUGCGCAGCAGCCGGAAAAGUGGUUCCGGUUCGGGAUCCGGUCUGAAUACGGCCAGGAGCAGGUGCGUCCGCCGGGCCAAGGAGCGCGAACGAGACCGAGUGUCCGUCCCGAAGCGCAGCAGGCAGGUGGCCAAGGACCGGGACUCCUCAACGACCACCACGGAGAGCGGUGGUGGCAACGUGGAGCCACCGGACGGCGGCUACGGCUGGUUCAUCGUCUUCGGCGCCUUCUCCGUGCAGUUCUGGGUGGCCGGGCUGGUCAAGUCGUACGGUGUGCUCUACGUGGAGAUAAUGGAAACCUUCCCCAGCUCCACGGCCACGGUGGCCUCCUGGAUUCCGGCCAUCCUGUCGGCCCUCUGUUUGGUCCUGGCUCCGCUGUCGAGUGCGCUGUGCCAGCGAUUCUCCUGCCGGGCGGUCGUCUUCGUCGGCGGCAUCUUCUGCGCCAUGGGCAUGAUACUCAGCUACUUUGCCACCAGUCUGCUGCACCUGCUUUUCACCUUUGGCAUACUCACAGGAAUUGGUGGAGGACUCUCGACCACUCCGGGCAUCGUUAUAGUGUCCCAGUACUUUGACAAGCACCGUGCUCUGGCCAACGGAAUCUGCGUAUCGGGCACCGCGGCCGGGAGCUUCAUCCUGCCCAUGCUGAUCAAGCACCUGGCGGAGAACUGUGGCUUCCACGGGACCCUCCUCAUCCUCGGCGGCUGCAUGCUGCACGUGUGCGUCUCGGCCACCCUGUACCGUCCCAUCAGCGCGUACACGGACCAGGAUCAGGGCCACGGACAGGAGGAGACGGCGAAGCCCCUCAACGAGGACAUCAAUCCGAGCACCACCGGCAUCCUGACCACCUCCACCUAUCUGGACACCUGCGAGGUGGGCGCGGGUCACGAGCUGAGCGACAAGUUCAUCGAACACCUGUUCCUGGAGGAGUCCAAGAACCACCUUAACUACUACGCCAGCAAGCAGCCAGCCCAGGACAAAUCGGCUCAGGAGAGCGAUGAUGAGGUGAAAGACAUUAUAGGCGAGACCACCUUUAUUAAGCCCAUGAAGAAGGUGCGAAGCUCGGGGCUACUGCACUCCGUGGAGGAUCUCAGCACGGAUUCCACGUGGGUGUACCGCAAGCACUCCGGAACAGACUCGAAUCGGGGAAGUCGGCGCAGGCGUAACGUCUUUGCCAACGACGAGGUGAUCUCUAAGAUUCAGGCCCACCUGGAGAAGCCUCUUUCGCCGCCGAGUGUGGUCAGCCGGGGACUAAGCAAAAGCAUGGAGAUCCCCACCCCGGUGAGCAACCUUAGCGACCUGAAGCAGCAGCCGCCUGAGCAGGCCGAGCACGGCAUCCUAGACUCCCAGAUGGUGGAAUCCAUCGAUGGCGACUGCCACGGAGUAGCUGACGAUGACGACGACGAGGACGACGAGGAGCGGGGACCACGCACCUGCUGCGAGCGCAUCGAGAUGUACCUGGACAUCAGCCUGCUACAGGAUCCCAGCUUUAUCCUCAUGUGCCUCUCCGUCACCCUGAUGUCCGUCGGAUGUCCCUACAUGCUGUACUACCUGCCCGCCCACGUCAUUUCAAUAGGUUACAACAAGAGCGAGGCGGGCUACCUGGUGGCCAUCAGCGCUGUGCUGGAUUUAAUUGGACGCUUGGGUCUUGGCUGGCUGAGUGAUCUGCAGCUAUUUGACCGCAAGAAGACCUACACCUUGUGCAUUUUGGGCGCCGGAUGCGCCGUGCUUACGAUUCCUUUUGCCAAGACCUUGGUUUUGGUGGGUCUGUCAGCCGCCGUUUACGGACUGUGCCUGGGCAGCUGGUAUGUCCUGAUGCCCGUGCUCCUGGCAGACGUCUUCGGCACGGAUAGGAUCAGCUCGAGCUACGGACUGGUGCGGAUGUUCCAGAGCAUCGGGGCCAUUUCGGUGCCUCCGCUGGCGGGUCUGAUGCGCGAUCUCUCCGGCGACUACGAGAUAUGCUUCUACUGCAUGGGAUCCUGCAUGGUGCUCGGCUGCACUCCGCUGGUGGUGUGGUCCAUCCUAGAGGCCCGCAACCACCGGCUGUUUGUUCGGCGCGAGGAGGAGGAGGACUGCGAGGAGGCCUAGGAAUAGGUGUAUUGAUAGAUUAGUUGGUUGCCCCAUAAGUUAAUCGUGUUUUAGUAGCGGUCAAAUACUAGUUGAGUUCCUGAGUUUCAGAGUUCGAAUGCCUCACCGAUAUUGCUGAUUCUACCAGUUACUAUUAAUACUAUCCGAAACGUUCUCGUCAUUAUCCUAUGCAACCCAUGCCCACUCGCACUCUGUCGCUUGUUAUCCUUCGGUUGAGCAACAGCAAAAGGAUGUGUGAGAGGAGAUUCAAACGAAAAACCAAAAUCGAAAAACGAAAAAUACCAACCAACAACUGAGCACCAAAAGUUGCGCAAAAAGAACUGAGUUAAAAAGACAUGAACUACAAAUACCCGUAUAUAACUUUAUAAUAUGAUAGUUACGAUCAUGCUCUGCCCCAUGGGACUUGCAUGGCAUAUUUCCAUGCCCGAUUAGAUGGUUAUAUAGGCCGACUAUAGUUCUAGGUUCGCACGCCCAUAUCAGAACGUACCCAAUGUGCUGCAGGAAAAACAGAGAGGCUAUCAGCAGAUCGGAGGCUUGACUUCAGAACAUCGCAUGACAUUAACCUAGACUUAAAAUAGUUGUUGUGAGAUAUUUACCCAAAAGAGAACUACCAAAUAAACACCAAAUCAAAAGUA